AUGGGUGCUGUGUGGUUUAGUUGUGGCGGGUCUCUCCCCUCCCCUCCCUGGUUCACAGUGCUGUUAAUGGCGUGGGUGCUGUGUGGGCUGGCCGUGGGUGCCUGGUCGCCCAGCCCCCUGGUUCACAGUGCUAAUGGCGUUGUGGUGCUGGUAGCGGCGUGGGUGCUGUGUGGGCUGGGCGUGGCCGCAUGGCUGGUAUACAAGAAGCACUCGCUGUACGUGAAUCAAAGGGAGGAGGCGCUGGGCGUGUGGUGCAAGGAGCGCGCCCUCAUGCUGCAGCAGCUCGUGCUCACCCAUGUGGGGCAGAUGCAGGUGAGGUUGGUAGAAUGGGUUAUUCUUACCUGCAGCAUGAGUGCUCCUCUCAUGCCCGCCUGCCCUCAUGCUGCAGCAGCUCGUGCUCACCCAUGUGGGGCAGAUGCAGUGCUCCUCUCAUGCCCGCCUGCCCUCAUGCUGCAGCAGCUCGUGCUCACCCAUGUGGGGCAGAUGCAGGUGAGGCUGCAGUGGUGUCAGGACACAACUGUCGUACUUACCCCUUGCAGCAUGGGUUCUGCCCUCCACCCUCCCGCCCUCAUGCUGCAGCAGCUCGUGCUCACCCAUGUGGGUCAGAUGCAGGUAAGGUUUGAUUGGUGUCGACGCUAUGGGCAAGCCGGGGCGGAGGGGCAAGUGUGCAACACCAACACGGUGCUAUACAUCUAUGCCAUUCAACUAUGCUAUUGCUUGACGUUCUUCCUGCCGUCUGUCCUCCCAUCCCAUGCACAGACACUGACAGGCAUCAUCUCAGUGAUGGGAAAACCAGGGCGGAGGGGCAAGUGGGAGUUGGACACGUGUUUGAAUGGCAGCACCUGGGAGGCUUACCUCACUCGCACUGCCUAUGCCCGCCCAGGCAACACAGGGGCGACUGCUUGCGUCUUUGUCAGAGAUGCGGAGAGGUCAGCAUUUGAGCGCCAGUACGGCAGCAUCAGGGACAACACUAAGAACGUCAGUGCCCACCGCCCCAUCUACUGCCCCAAGAUCCUCGAUUUCUCCACAGUCGUGGCACUGAACGGGUCAUGGAAUAUCGAUCCCUUGAAGCGAUUUCGCACAGAAAUUCCACUUCUUGUGGCGGGAAAGCCACUUUACACGUGGCCGUAUCCCAUGGGAAGCCCUCCCGAUCAUACUGGAUUCGGCUUGGGAUUUCCUCUUCGGCGCAAUGUGUCUCCGACCAGCACGAGCAAGGCAGCCGCGUCGACGGUGUAUGGGACACUUGCUGCCUCCAUUGACGUGACAUCCAUUGCACAGAAGGUCCUAGAGGAGCUGUAUGCACCUGAUCCGUCUUCUCUCUUCGCCAUUGUCUCGCCAGUCCCGCCGCACACCUACUUCCGCCCUGACGACUCUCGCUCCUACAUGCUUCCCUCUCCUCUCUCCGAAGCCCGCCCCUGGGAGGGACCGACCGUGGUGCCUCUUGCUGAGCUAGGAGCAGGCGUGCGCCAGUACGAGGCUUGGUGCAGGCACACCCAACCUCCCAACAUGUGGCAGCCAUGGGGCAUCCCCAUCCUCAUCGCCCUUUUUACCCUCCUCCUUGUGCUGCUCGUGUUGGUGGCGGCAUGGAUUCAGCGGGCCCAGUACUUCCAGACGCAGCAGCAGAUGGCAGACGCUGAUAGGCUGAGGAUGCAGAGGCUUCAAAGAGCAUGUUUGUGGCGAGCAUGUCGCAUGAGCUCAGGACGCCAAUGA
Closterium sp. Yama58-4 is the source of this 1710-nucleotide messenger RNA. The record is from the annotation of a GenBank genome assembly. Lineage: Eukaryota; Viridiplantae; Streptophyta; Zygnematophyceae; Desmidiales; Closteriaceae.